Messenger RNA from Penaeus vannamei (Pacific white shrimp), 3413 nucleotides. RefSeq names its product Sin3A-associated protein 130 (gene Sap130). The record is from RefSeq and is a predicted model, not a curated record. Gene Ontology annotation, biological process: negative regulation of transcription by RNA polymerase II. Gene Ontology annotation, cellular component: Sin3-type complex. NCBI's taxonomy places the organism in Eukaryota, Metazoa, Arthropoda, Malacostraca, Decapoda, Penaeidae.
GCAGACUAUGCGAGGAUGGUCACACGGAGGGUGCCAAGGGCACAGGGCCCAAGGCGGUGCACAUCACACAGCCCAUUGGGCCACAGAAAUAUGGGGGCAUGGGUGGUGUAAUGAGUGGCAGUGGCCGCAGUGUGGUGGCCUCCGGGGGCGGUGCAGGUGGAGGGUCCUCCUCAGGAACCAUCUACAGCCCUGGCAACCCCAUGGUGACCACGAUGUCUGGCCCAGGAGUAAACCCACAGACCACCAUCAGAACACAGGCUCCCCCGGCCAUUGCUGUCAGAAUCACAACAGCACCGGUGUCCACGGCUACAUCGUCUUCACAGGUGACCUCCCAGGCUGGCACAAGCAUUGGUGCCAUUUCCAUGACAUCCCCUUCUGGAUCGUCACCCGGUGCCAUCCUGACACACCAGUCACCCUUGCACAGGACACAGCAGGACCAGGUUCCUCUCAAGACCCCAAUUGUUCGGACUCCUGUGGCAUCACACCAGAGCAAGGGUGGGGUACAGGCCCAGACUCUAGCCUUUUCCGAUGGGCCGAAGGUGAUCACGCAGCCUGCCCAGGGCCCACCUCUGGCUCUUGCGCAGAUCUCAGGCUUAGCAGGAGUCACUACCCAGAAAGCCCAGGUCAAUACUCACACUGUGUCACAGCAGCAUACUCCUAAUGUCCAGCACAGACCCGGUGGCAGCGUGAUGGGCAGCAGUGUGGGGCGUGUGAUGGGAGGGACAGGAAUCCCGGUGGCCAAGGUGCUCCCCCAGCAAGCAACAACCCCCAACCAGGGAGCUGCAUCUGUUGCUGGUCCCCCCAGGGGAUCCCAUGGACAGGUGCGCGCUCAGUCCCCUGGCCAGGCAGCCGACCCACAGGCUCCCCACACCAAUGUGUUCCUGCAGAGACCUCAUGCAGGAGUGACAGUGACAAGUGGCACACCCACAGGUCAGGCAGAAAGGGUUGUGACAACAGUCCCCCAGUACAGCAUUGCACCACCCUACUACUAUGAACAAGGACAAAACACUUAUCAGGUUGGUGGCCCCACCCUUGUGCCGCACACCCUGAGCUCCACCCACUACGUCCCAACCAACGUCCAGAGUGGCUCCCUCAGAGUAACAGGGGGAGGACCCAAUGCCAGUGCAGGUGCAGCCCCAGGCCAUGGAGGAGGCCCAGGGCAGAUUGUUGAGGGUCCAGGGGGACAAGCACCCGCCCCCCUCCCAGCCAUGAAGCCAGGCGCCUCCCCAAGGCCUUCCAUCCUACGCAAGCGGCCCGACAGUGAUGGGACUCCCCUCAAAGCCGCCAAGAAUCUCACGGCCGCUCUGUGCCUCCCCAUGCCCUCACCACCCUCCCCCAAACGCCCAGACUCCAGAGGGAAUGGGAAUGCAUCUUCAGGCUCUACAACCAUCUCGGCCAAUUCCUCUCCUGACUCAUCCUUAUCAGGGCUACAAAUUGAGGAGCUGGACGGCAACAGUGGAGGUGCCGCCACAGGGAACAGCGCAGAGUUGAGGACACCCCCCAGCAUCAAGCAGGAACCCCCUGAGGAUGCCACAGUGGUCCUUCCUCGCCAGCCUGUGCUCUGCUCCAUGAGCGAGACUUCAGCCGGCCUCACUACUGGCAUUGUCACCACCACACUCAACGUGCCCCAGCCCCACCUCUCUGUCACAAGCAUGCACGGGGCUUCACAGGCGUUGGCUGAUGGCCUCUCGCCCAGGAAGAAGCCCAGAAAGCAGCAACUGACUGGUAAUGAGCUCCAGGAGGCCCGGUCCAGUGAGGAUGACCUCGACCAUCCACCUGUAAAGAAGACAAAGAGAGAGAUUGCAGAGGACAAUCACGACCUAGAAGGAAGCGAAGACGAGGGUGGAGGAUGGUCUGAGCCAGGUGGGGGCAGCAGUGGAGGGAGCUAUGGGGGGAGUGGAGGGGGCCUAGGGGGAGCCAAUGCCAGUAAUGCUGUCAACGCCACUGUCGUCAUAACGAACCGCCCCACCAUGUCCCUCCUGAGCAGUUUCCGGCAGACAUGGAAGCCGCGACACAACCACUUUGUGCGCCACACGGAUGUCAAGCCCAAGGACGAGAGAAGAUUGACUGUCAAUGAGAUAGCUAACCAGAAGAUGGCUCUGCAACGGGUCAAUGGAUGGAAGGUUGUUCACCUCUCAGGGCAAGUGGAUGACCUUGUAGAGCUUGAGUCUGAUGUGGUUGACCGUCUGCAUUUGCUGCUCACGUCGUUGGAGAAGAGAACUCAUGGCAGAAAGCCAUACAAGGACUUUGAUAAAGACAUCAAUAGGUUGUCAGAGCUAGUCAAGGCCAACAUUCAGAGAUCCAAGAUUAUAAAGGACCAGAUGACAGAAGCCAGAACACAGAUGGAGAAGCUUUUUGAGCACAAGGGCAAGAUUGUAGAGAUCAUGACAAAGUACAGUAGUAAGCGCAGUGUUCGCAAGAAGGAGAAAAGUUGAAGCCUUUCCGUUGGGGAGAGAACUUGCAUUGGGCUUUUUUGCUUUUAAAGCUGCCAAAGUGUUGUAUUAAAGACAAAGGGCUUUAUAUAUAUUUUUCCAGGUUCACCCGGUCAAUAGACAAGAGACAUGGUCUAGGCUAUCAGUCUUGUCCAUUCACGUGCCAGGCAUAAAGUGUGAAUGCUGAUAAUUAACAAAAAUUGCAGGCUUCAGCUCAAAGUUGAAUUCAGAUGGAAAUCCUUGUGAAAACUAUAUAGAUAUGUACAAAGUAUUAUCAUCAUUAUUAUUACUUUUUUUACACCAGUGACUUUUUUUUUUGCCUUUUUGUUAAUAGAUAACUUCUCACCAUCAUUCAAAAUACAUCUUAUUUGUCAUUGUGGAUUACUGUUGUGGCCAAAGGCUACUUCUUCCAACUCAAGUACAAUUUUAUUUGUAUACUUCAAGCAGAAAUUUAUUGUUUACAGUGCAAACCUGUAGCUUAAGGCUUAGAUAUAAGUGAUCAGUGAUAUGUUAUUUGUAUUAAAUAUAAAAUUUUAUUAUAACAAAGUUAUAUGUUAUUCCUCGAUAGUUUUAAUUGGAACACAGUGAUAUGUACAGUAUUCAUAGACCGACUGUGAAUCAUUAAGCCUACCCAGGAAUAGUCACUUCAUUUAUGUCAGAGGAUGAAGAAACCUAAAUAUUUUUUUGCAUAAGUUUUAACAUGUAAGAAUACUGACCUGACAGAAGAGCAUUAAGUUAGCAUUGCAAACUUCAAAGAGUAUAGACAUAUUCUUUUAAGCAGUAUGUUUUAUUUUGUCCGUGCCAAUCACGAAAUAGGCGAUGAGACUUUGUAUACAGACAAGUUAUUAUUACCUUGGCAGUUGCCCUAGAACCUUCCUUGGGUAAAACUAGAAGGUAAUGUUUAAAUGUAAAGACAUAUUGUUCUAUAAAAUCACAUACAUUGUACAAAGGAAAAGCAAUAUAAUAAAAUCUGAAAUCUUA